UCUGGACAGUAUAGUAAAAUGUGUGUUGAUUUCAAUCAUUGUGGUAGUGUAGAUACUUCUGAAAACUUUCUGCAUUCACAGACCAAAGGAUCUGAGCUUCAUUCAUUCUAAUCCUGUUGUCCUCACCUGUGGGAGACGUAUUGGCCUGAAGGACUAACAGUGUUUGACUGUCCAGGUGUCUGACAUGUCUGUGGUUAAAAUCCUCUGCUGUUUGCUGUUAACGUAUCACCUCUGUGAGGGGAAGAAAAUUAAAGGACAUGGACCAGCCGACGCAGAGCAGAAGGCCGUUCCACAGGUUAAAGAGCCGUAUGUCAGCAGUUCAGUCUUCAGCCUGUUUUUACAAGGUGAGGACACCUGCGCACUGGACCCUCUGCAGCUGCAAACGCUGACCUCCUGUGGCUUCAACAGCAGUAAUCCCCUCAUCAUCAUCACUCACGGGUGGUCGGUGGACGGUAUGAUGGAGGGUUGGGUGCUCAGAUUAGCCUCAACCCUGAAGACAAGUGUGAUCAACAUCAACGUGGUGAUCACAGACUGGCUGACUCUGGCUCACCAACACUACCCCAUCGCUGCCCAGAGCACACGCACCGUCGGAAAAGACAUCGCCCACCUGCUGCAGCUACUUAAGGAAUAUUACCAAUUCCCACCUAAAAAGGUCCAUUUGAUUGGCUACAGUCUUGGUGCUCACAUCUCUGGAUUUGCAGGAAGUUAUAUGGAAAGUUCAGAGAAAAUUGGAAGAAUUACUGGUCUUGAUCCUGCAGGGCCCCUGUUUGAAGGAAUGUCUCCCACAGACCGACUGUCACCAGAUGACGCAGAAUUCGUCGAUGCCAUUCACACCUUCACCCAUGAACGUAUGGGCCUCAGUGUGGGCAUCAAGCAGGCUGUGGCACAUUUUGACUUUUACCCCAAUGGAGGAGACUUCCAACCAGGAUGUGACCUGAAAAACAUCUAUGAGCACAUAACCCAGUACGGACUCCUCGGUUUUGAGCAGACAGUGAAAUGUGCUCAUGAGCGAUCUGUCCAUCUGUUCAUUGACUCCAUACUGAAUAAAGACAAGCAGAGCAUGGCCUACAGGUGCAGCGACAACAGUGUAUUUGACAAAGGCGUCUGCCUCGACUGUCGAAAGAACCGCUGCAACACACUGGGCUAUAAUAUCAAGAAGGUCCGCACCGUCACCAGCAAAAGGUUCUACCUCAAGACACGCUCCCGGAUGCCUUACAAACUCUAUCAUUACCAGUUCAGAAUUCAGUUUGUCAACCAAAUGGAGCGCAUCAAACCCUCUCUCAUCAUUUCUCUCACUGGAACAAAAGAGGAAAGUGGAGACCUACCCAUCACAUUCACUGAUCAUGUCACAGGUAACAAGACGUCCACCAUUCUGAUCACCCUGGACAAAGACCUGGGGGAUCUGAUGCUGCUCAAACUUCACUGGGAGGGACCGGCUCUGUGGAAGAACGUCUGGAACCGAGUGCAGACCAUCAUCCCCUGGGGUGGCCAGGGGAGAAACCCACAGCUCACCGUGGGUAAAAUCAGUGUCAAAGCAGGCGAGACGCAGGACAGGACGUCGUUUUGCGCGAUGACAGAUGACGAACAGUCUAUUGAAGUGGCUCAGGAUAAAGUGUUUGUGCGCUGUAAAAACGACACACCAAAACAACGCAGAAGAAAACUCAACUAAUGAACUGAGUCCCUACGUCUGCUCAGAUGGGUGGUGAAAUAGUAACCUGUUCUUACCCACUUCAGCAAUUUACAACUUCAAUAUAAUAUCUAAGCUUUGUGUUGCAGUUUUGCUUCAUUAUAGAUGUGUCUCAGGGGUUGAAGUAACUGGAUUUCAAAUUGUAAACCACAGACAUUGAGCACAAAGUCAGAAGUUCAAUGACAUUUUGAUAACAGCAAUUCCAUGGGACGUAAAUGUAUUUUUUAAGUGUGUGUAUGUGUUAAAAUAAUUGAAAUGCAUCUGUUAAUUAAUGUCAAGCCACUGCAAUAAAUAUUCAUUCUUAUUUUCUAUUUUA
This is a messenger RNA of Sphaeramia orbicularis (orbiculate cardinalfish), 2003 nucleotides long. RefSeq names its product lipase, hepatic a (gene lipca). Bases 185 to 1669 code for a protein of 494 amino acids. The record is from RefSeq and is a predicted model, not a curated record. Gene Ontology annotation, biological process: lipid catabolic process. Lineage: Eukaryota; Metazoa; Chordata; Actinopteri; Kurtiformes; Apogonidae. Gene Ontology annotation, molecular function: lipoprotein lipase activity; apolipoprotein binding. The transcript is spliced from 9 exons.